Molecule: messenger RNA, 2400 nt
Organism: Colius striatus (speckled mousebird)
Lineage: Eukaryota; Metazoa; Chordata; Aves; Coliiformes; Coliidae
Gene: AQP3
Product: aquaporin 3 (Gill blood group)
Exons: 6
Coding region: 122-1000 (292 amino acids)
Biological process (GO): glycerol transmembrane transport; water transport
Cellular component (GO): plasma membrane; basolateral plasma membrane
Molecular function (GO): urea transmembrane transporter activity; water channel activity; glycerol channel activity
Source: RefSeq, a predicted model, not a curated record
GUCAGGCAUCGACCAAAUUGGUUAUAAGCAAAGGCAGCUCUACUGGGUGACAAACUUUGCUAAGGUUUUUUUCAGCUGUUGCUUUUUCCCUCAAGGCUGCUUGAAGGGCACCUCUGCUGUAAUGGGGAGGCAAAAGGAUGUUCUUGCCACUAUUGAGGAGCACCUGAGAAUCAGAAACAAAUUAGUGCGGCAAGCGCUGGCUGAAUGCCUGGGAACGCUUAUCCUGGUGCUGUUUGGCUGUGGCUCUGUCGCCCAGAUUGUGCUCAGCAGAGGGACUCAUGGAGGUUUCCUGACUGUCAACCUGGCCUUUGGCUUUGCUGUGAUGCUUGGCAUUUUGAUCGCAGGACAGGUAUCAGGUGGACAUCUGAACCCAGCUGUCACUUUUGCCAUGUGCUUCUUGGCCCGGGAGCCCUGGAUCAAGCUACCAAUUUAUGCCCUAGCACAAACCCUGGGUGCUUUCCUCGGAGCUGGCAUAGUCUUUGGGCUAUACUAUGAUGCCAUCUGGGCUUUUGGCAAUAACCAGCUGUUUGUAACUGGACAGAAUGGCACUGCUGGCAUCUUUGCCACCUACCCAUCUCAGCACCUGAACAUUGUGAAUGGAUUCUUUGACCAGUUCAUUGGCACCGCCUCCCUGAUUGUUUGUGUUUUGGCUAUUGUCGAUCCCUACAACAACCCUGUCCCCACGGGGCUAGAGGCUUUCACAGUUGGCUUUGUUGUCCUCGUUAUUGGAACCUCCAUGGGCUUCAACUCUGGCUAUGCUGUCAACCCUGCCAGGGACUUUGGGCCUCGUCUCUUCACAGCCAUUGCUGGCUGGGGCACUGAAGUGUUCUGGACGGGUAAACAGUGGUGGUGGGUUCCAAUUGUUGCUCCUUUCCUUGGGGCCAUUGCAGGAGUGAUCGUCUAUCAACUGAUGAUUGGAUGUCACGAUGAGCCUUCUCCACCUGCCUCUGAGCAGGAAACAGUCAAGCUGGCUAAUGUGAAGCACAAGGAAAGGGUCUGAGGAAGCUGCCACACAGAUCUGGCAGAUACUCAUUACUCAGGACUGCAGCUGACAUAGAGGAGGAAGGAGUUAAGAGCUUCAAGAACAACAGGAAGUUUUUUUCCUGUCUCAAUAUAUUCUAGCCUUUUGUGUGUGUUUGUGUAUAUCCCUUAUGCAUUUGCUUUGGGCAUUUUCCUGUGGGCCUUUCCCCAAGUUUAGUAACAUGUAAUCUUUCCCUAGUAGAAGGGGGUUGAGGACUGUAGCAGUCAGAAGUGGGCAUUGCUGUUGAACACUUCUUGUGUGGACCAGGUUUUCAGGAGUCUGGAGCUCUUUUGGGCUGUGUUGCCAGCCUUGCCUAUGAACUUGCCAAGCUGCUUCCCUGGAAAUCUAUGUCCCCAUUUGUACAGUGGAGAUCAUGCUGAACUGAAAUUGUUUUGCUAGCAUGGAAUGGAAACCCCCACAUAUAAAAAAAAUUGCCCAUGAUUCUAUUUUGCAUCAAAUUCAUGCUUGAUAUUUCUCUGAAGUCACUAACUUGACGCCAGGAACGAAGUUGUCUAAAUGAUCUUUAUUGGUCAAACUUUUUAUAUCUCCCAUGAGUCUUAAGAACACUGUGUCAAUGAGCUGACCCCUAAUGUCAGAGCAGAGAGUAAGAAUGCACUUCCUUAAUAAUCCCUUAAUUUAGUAUUAAGACAGAGUGUUUACAAACUACUGUACCCUGGUGUUCUAACAACAAUUUUUACUAUUGCCAACUCCUAGAAGAUAAGACAUGGGAAAUCUUUCUAGCCAGGGGCUAACCUGGAAAGAAAUCCUGGCUCCCUGUAGCAGCCUCUCUAGUUAAUCAGCUUUGUAUAUAAGCUGCAAGCAGCUAAAAGCCAAGUUCCGCUGGAAACAUGGUGUUGCUCAAGUUGUGUGUGUUCAUGUAAAUUUUGCAAUAGUGGUUUUUUAAAAAUAGAUUUAUAUAAAAAUAUAAUCCAUAAAGUUGUUACUAGAUACCAGGAUUGGGAUGAGUUAAUUUAAACAUGUCAGAACUGCCUACCUAGUCUCUGACAGCUUUGGGGAUACUUCUGGAUUUUCCUGGGGUGGCCUUAGAUCACAGCAUUAUGUUGGAGCACCUGUUUUCUACCUUGCAGAAUUACUGAGGUAUCCCUGUUACUCAUGAACUGAGAUCAGGUACUUCCUGUAUUACCAGUGCUGGCUUCUCAGGGGAUCUCUCUCUCCCAAUGCCAUGUUAUUACAGAGUAUUUGAAAUAAGCACUAUCGGUUGUGAAAGAAUUUCUAAGUCACAUGCAUUAGAGAAAAAGCCUGUUUCUUUAAUGUGUGAAUGUCUUAAAAUACAUAACUUUACACAUUUCCAGUCAUUAAAAUGAUGUAUUCUUUUUUUUCUGAUUAAAAAAUAAAAUGUUGAUACCCACACUGUUAAA